GGCAUCGGGAAGUGAACUGCAGUCGCUGCAGUGAUUCUUUGUUGCGCUGCAACCCACCUUCCUUGCAAGACCCCAGGACCUCGGCUGCUGCCGCUGGGGACCCCAGAGCCCUGGCUGCAGGCGGGGGAGGUUUCCUGUCGAGGGAGGAACAUUCCCGCUGCUCCCCGAGAGACUCUCCCAGUGCAGAGACCCCGGCUUGUCCCGACCCCCCUACUGGGACCCAGAGCCCUGCUCCCAGGCAGUGCCCCACGUGGAGAGAAGGCUGCAAAAUAAUGAUCAUGUUUUGCUCCAGAUCAUCCCAUCUUCUUGGGGGACGGGGAAGCAAAAUGGAUGUGAUGGAUCCAGCUCAGAUGCUGGUGACCUUUGAGGAGGUGGCUGUGUAUUUCACUGAAGGGCAGGGGGCUUUGUUGGAUCCCAGUCAGAGAGCCCUCUACAGGGAUGUCAUGCAGGAGAAUUAUGAGACUGUGACCUCACUGGGAUUUCCCAUUCCCAAACCUGACCUGAUCACCCGGCUGGAAGCAGGGGAAGAGCCGUGGGUCCUGGAUUUCCAGGCCUCCAAGGAAAGGAAGCUCCCAAGAGGUACCCACACAGCAGGUGAUGAGACAAAGAGUGAGAACGAGGAGGGGAAUCCACAGCAGAAAUGUCCUGAGCAAGUGGAACUGCAGGGGACAUUUCUGAGAAGAGCUGAAGAGAACUUUUCCCAGUGCUUGGAACAGAGAAGAGCCUGGAGUAAUUGGUGCAGGUCAGAGAGGAAGUUGGGAAACUGCCAAAGGAAGAAAGUGGAUGAAUCAAUUGAAUGUGGGGGGGCAGGCAAGGAUCCCAAGGAAAUCACAGCCCAGCAGACAAAUCACAAGGAAAAGAGACCCUAUAAAUGCUUGGAAUGUGGGAAAAGUUUCAGUCGGCGCUCUGGCCUUAUUAACCAUGGGAGAAUCCACACGGGAGAGAGACCAUAUAAAUGCUUGGACUGUGGGAAAAGCUUCAGUCAGCGCUCAGGCCUUAUUAACCACAGGAGAAUCCACACAGGAGAGAGACCCUAUAAAUGCUUGGACUGUGGGAAAAGCUUUAGUCAGCACUCAGGUCUUAUUAACCAUAGUAAAAUACACACUGGAGAGAGACCCUAUAAAUGCUUGGACUGUGGGAAAAGCUUCGAUCGGAGCUCAAAUCUUACUACCCAUCGGAGAGUGCACACAGGAGAGAGACCGUAUAAAUGCCUUGAGUGUGGGAAAAGUUUCAGUCAGCUCUCAGGCCUUAUUAGCCAUGGAAGAAACCACACGGGGGAGAGACCAUAUAAAUGCCUUGAGUGUGGGAAAAGUUUUGGUGUACCAUCUUCCCUUAUUAUACAUCAGAGGACCCACACGGGAGAGAAACCCUAUAAAUGCUUGGACUGUGGGAAAAGCUUCAGUCAGCGCUCACGCCUUAUUAGCCAUGAGAUAAUCCACACGGGAGAGGGACCAUAUAAAUGCCUUGAGUGUGGAAAAAGUUUCAGUGCACCAUCAGUCCUUAUUAUACAUCAGAGGACCCACACAGGAGAAAAACCAUAUAAAUGCUUGGACUGUGGGAAAAGCUUCAGUCAGCGCUCAGUCCUUAUUACUCAUAGGAGAAUCCAUACUGGAGAGGGACCAUAUAAAUGUCUCGAGUGUGGGAAAAGUUUCAGUGUACCAUCAGCCCUUCUCAUACAUCAGAGAACCCACACGGGAGAGAAACCCUAUAAAUGCUUGGUCUGUGGGAAAAGCUUCAGUCGUCGCUCACAUCUCAUUAGCCAUGGGAGAAUGCACACAGGAGAGGGACCAUAUAAAUGCUUGGACUGUGGGAAAAGCUUCAGUCAGCGCUCAGUCCUUAUUAACCAUAGGAGAAUACACACAAGAGAUGGACCAUAUAAAUGUCUCGAGUGUGAGAAAAGUUUCAGUGUACCCUCAGCCCUUCUUAUACACCAGAGAACCCACACGGGAGAGAAACCCUAUAAAUGCCUUGAGUGUGGGAAGAGCUUCAGUCAGCGCUCAGGCCUUAUUAGUCAUGGGAGAAUCCACACAGAGGAGAGACCCUAUAAAUGCUUGGACUGUGGAAAAAGCUUCAAACGAAGCUCAAAUCUUAUUACUCAUCGGAGACUGCACACAGGAGAGAGACCCUAUAAAUGCUUAGACUGUGGAAAAAGCUUCAGUCAACGCUCAGGCCUUAUUAGCCAUGGGAGAAUCCAUACGGGAGAGAGACCCUAUAAAUGCUUGGACUGUGGGAAAAGCUUCAGUCAGCGCUCAGUCCUUAUUAACCAUUUGAGAACCCACACAGGAGAGAGACCCUAUAAAUGCUUGGACUGUGGGAAAAGCUUCAAUCGGAGCUCAAAUCUUAUUACCCAUCAGAGGCUGCACACAGGGGAGAGACUGUAAAAAUACCUUGAGUGUGGGAAAAGCUUCAGUGAGAGCUCAAAACAUCAGGAGAGAAAUCAUAUAAGUCCCUCCACUGAGGGCUUUGUUGCUGUGGGGAGUCCACGCUUCUUGCAAGAUCCUCGAGCCCGGGCUGCAGCUGGGAGAGGGGAAUCCGGAGCAGUAACGUUCCCGCUGCUCUCCAGGAGCCGCUCCCAGGGCAGAGCCCCCCCAGCCUGGUCAGGAAACCCCUUAACGGGAAGAUCCUUGCUCCCAAAGAAGGAACCACUGGGGGGGGGGGAAGGCUGCAAAAUAACGACUACGUUUUGCUCCAGAUCAUCCUAUCUUCCUGAGGGACAGGGAAGCGAAAUGGCUGUGUUGGAUCUAGCUCAGAUGCCGGUGACCUUCGAGGAUGUGGCUGUGUACUUCACGGAGGGGCAGGGGGCUCUGCUGGACCCCAGUCAGAGAGCUCUCUACAGGGACGUCAUGCAGGAGAAUUAUGAGACAGUGACCUCACUGGCAGGACUCCCCAUUCCCAGACCUGACCUGAUUGCCCAGCUGGAAAGAGGGGAAGAGCCAUGGGUCCCAGAUCUCGAGGCCUCCGAGGAAAGGAAGAUCCCAAGAGGCACCCACACAGGUGAUAGGACUAUGAAUGAGAACAGGGAGGAGAAUCCACAACAGGAAAGUAAAGCACUGCGGAAACCACAAGAGAUGCUUUUGAGAAGAGCUAAAGGGAAUUCUUCUCAAUGCUUGGAAAAUGUCAAAAUCCGAGGAAAUCAACAUAAAUCAGAGAGGAAGCUGGGAAACCACCUAAGGAAGAAAGUAGAUGAAUCCAUUCAAUAUGGGGUAGGAUGUAAUGAUCUCAAGGAAACCAUAGUCCAGCCAAAAACCCUCAUGGAAGAGAGAACCUACAAGUGCUUGGACUGUGGGAAAAGUUUCAGUCGGAACUAUUCUCUUCUACUACAUCAGAGAAUCCAUUCGGGAGAGAAACCCUAUAAAUGCUUGCAUUGUGGGAAAAGUUUCAGUCGGAACUACACCCUUAUUCUACAUCAGAGAACCAGUAUGGGAGAAAGAACUCCUAAUCACAUUGAUGGUGGGAAAUGUGUCAAUCAGAAUUCAAACCUUAUUACUCAUCAGCAAAUCCACACAGAGGAGAGACCCUAUAAGUGCUUUGAGUGUGGAAAAUGUUUCACUGAGAAGUCAACCCUUGUUAAACAUCAAAGACUCCACACGGGAGAGAGAGCUCAUAGAUGUUUGCAUUGUGGGAAAAGUUUCAGUCGGAAUUAUACCCUUAUUAUACAUCAGAGAAUCCAUACGGGAGAAAAACCCCAUAAAUGCUUGCACUGUGGGAAAAGUUUCAGGCGGAACUAUACCCUUAUUCUACAUCAGAGAAUCCAUACAGGAGAGAAACCCUAUAAAUGCUUGCACUGUGGGAAAAAUUACAAGCAGAAAUCAAGCCUUUUUUCACAUGAGAAAAUCCACACAGGAGAAAAACCCCAUAAAUGCUUGGACUGUGGGAAAAGCUUCAUUCACAGCUCACAGCUUAUUAGACAUGAGAGACUACACACGGGAGAGAGACCUUAUAAAUGCCUUGAUUGUGGGAAAAACUUCAGUCGGAACCAUACCCUUAUUCUACAUCAAAGAAUCCAUACAAGAGAGAGACCCCAUAAGUGCCUCUAUUGUGGGAAGUGUUUCAGUCGGAAUUCAAACCUUGUUACUCAUCAAAGAAUCCACACGGGAGAGAGACCCCAUAAAUGCGUUGUGUGUGGGAAAUGUUUCAAAGAUAAGUCAAACCUUAUUACGCAUCAGAGAAUCCAUACUGGGGGGAAACCACAUGCAUGCUUGGACUGUGGGAAAAGCUACAGUCGGCGGUCACAUCUUACUAAACAUCAGAGAAUCCACACAGGAGCGUGCCCCCAUAAAUGCUUGAGCUGUGGGAAAAGUUUCAAUCAGAACUCAAACCUUGUAACACAUCAGAGAAUCCAUAUGGGAGAGAAACCCUAUAAAUGCUUGGACUGUGGGAAAGGCUUCGGUCAGAGCUCACACCUCACUAUGCAUCAGAGAAUCCAUACAGGAUAUAAACCCUAUAAAUGUUCUGACUGUGAGAAAACCUUCAUUCAGAGAUCACACCUCCUUAGACAUCAGAAAGUCCACAUGGAAAAGAGAUAUCAUAAAUGCCCAGACUGUGGAAAAAGGUUUAGGAAGAACUCAUACCUUAUCAUGCACCAGAGAAUCCAUGUGGGAGAGACAUCUUGAAUGUGGGUGAUGUUUCAGUUGGGCAUGUACCGUAUCGGGCAUCAGCAAAUCUACACAGGGAAGAGACCUUUUAAAUGUCCUUAGCCUGGCGAAUGCUGCAAUUAGGAAGCUAAUGCCAUAUUGGACACCAGAGACUCCUCCAUACACGAGAGAAAUGCUAUUUGUGCUCUGACUAGGGCUGGUCAUGGUAGUAUAUACAUCUCCAUUUCCUAAUUCCCAUACACAGCAGUGGCAUUUGGCUCCCAAGUACCUAGCUGCCCAUCUCUGGGGGAGGUUCCAGCAGCAGCUGACCCUGAGGUGAUCAGGGACCUUCUGGCUUUGCCUGCUCUAAGCAAACCCCAGGCGGAGGAGGAGAAGUCCCGAUCAGCCCCUCCUCACUGCUGCAGAGAGAGAAACUCCUCCAGAAGCUCCCGCUGGAGUUUCCCCCCUCCUCCCUUCCCAUCCAAGAUGGGGUUCCCUUUCCACUGAUAUUAGAGAAGUAUACUUGGGCCAGGCCCCACCUUCACUCCAUACACUUGUCCCCAUCCUGCGUCUUCCACCAGUCCCUGGGCUCAGCUCAGCUCCCAAACUUAUCUGGAACUGUUCCCUGCAGGAUAAGUGUCCUAGGGUGCUGGGGAUCAGAUGUCAAGUGAUGGGGAGGGGGUUUUGCCAGAGGUCUGGGGGAUUUAAUAUUUUGGGCUGGUGGAGAAGGGAAUCAAAUGGACCUCAGAGCUCAGGUGAUCAAGAUAUUGGUGGUCAUGAAUGAGAAGAGAGGGAGAGUGCAGAGUUAGGGAGGUUCUACCCUCUAUCAUUCACCUUCUCUGCCCCUUUUCCCUGCCACCUUUACAUUCAGAAGGCAACACUGAGAGGGACUAAUUUCCACAGGUCCUUUUUUGGGAGGCCUAGAAAUUCAACCUCACCAGGAGGCUGAGUUUUUCUAACCUAACGAAGUGGUCAGGAGUAGCAACCAGAAUGAUCAUGGCUUGUUUUGUAAAGGACUUGGAGGUCUACUGAUGAAAAGUUCUAUCCAAGCAUUAGAUAUAAUUUUUUGUGAAAUUUUAUUUUGGGCCAAGCAAAAUGAGACCUGACACUCAACUCCAUGGCUUUUUUUUUUUUUUUGCACGUAAUGCAAUGACUUUGAAUGCUGCAACUGAUCAAUUCAGACAUUUCAAACACCUGUGCUCCCUAUGCAAUGCAUGGGGAAAGAUAGGCACCUUAGGAUAGGAGCCACAAAAGUCAGUACCCUAGGUGGGAAGUCACCUAAGCUGGCCAGUGGGACACACCAGUGAGAGAGUUCUAUCCUAAAUCUGUCCCUCUGACAGUUAUGUAUCAAAGUCUGGGCUGCUGGGAAUUGCCAAUUUCUGCUUGGGAUGCAGGGCCGGGAACCCUGCUCCUGGACUCAGGCAACUUAUGCUGCAAGCAAUUGGUUUAUCACCAGGACCCUCACCCAAGCAGACGAGGGUGGAGAGGUCAGAGCGAUCUUUGGGGUCAUGCAGUCCUGGCAGCAGGAUGGGAAUUGCACUCACUGCAGUAACUCUUUGUUGUUGUGGGUGGAAUCCGCAUUCCUUGCAAGAUCUCAGAGCCCAGGCUGUAGAUGGGAGAGGUUAGUAUCUUCCCAAGGGAUCCUCCCACUUAGAAGACCCCAGCCUGCCCAGGACAUCUGUCAAGAUUCCUUCCCCACUCUGAACUCUAGGGUACAGACGUGGGGACCUGCCUGAAAGACCCCCUAAGCUUAUUCUUACCAGCUUAGGUUAAAAACUUCCUCAAGGUACAAACUUUGCCUUG
Dermochelys coriacea (leatherback sea turtle) is the source of this 6377-nucleotide messenger RNA. Its product is annotated as zinc finger protein 726-like. Lineage: Eukaryota; Metazoa; Chordata; Testudines; Dermochelyidae. The record is from RefSeq and is a predicted model, not a curated record. Gene Ontology annotation, biological process: regulation of DNA-templated transcription. The transcript has 10 exons.